AUGUCCGAAGGCAUGUGCUACCGCCCCGCAAUCGACUAUGUCGCCAGCAUCCCCUUCGCCCAGCUUCCCUUCCGUUCAAUCCUGGUCGUCAUCGCUGUCUUCCUCAUCUGCAUGGCGGUUACGGGACACAUAAUGCAUUUCCUGCUCUGGCACUACCUAUCCAAUAAAAUCUCCGUCGCCAGAUCCCAGAGUAUCACGAAGCCCGUGGAAGCGAUGGAGAAGAAAGUCGAGACGAUCGAGAAGAAAGCAGAGAUGCUGCUCGCUCACACUGGUAGAGCGAACCAAUGGCUUGUACAAUUGGGAAGGAACCAGGAGCAGAUGGUGAGGGCGUUGAAAGCGCAGUACGAGAUGGCGCAGGCGCAGAUCAAAGCGCAGGCGCAGAUCAAGAACGAGAGAGCGGUUGUGGGGCAUAUUCCGAUGCAAGACAGUGUAUCGUCUGAUCAAAGUCAAGCUUUCCAAGAAAGCAUCCGCAUCAUGCUACAAUUCCAGAUGGAUGUUCUGGAGACCGAAAUGUCCUGGUGCAACGCCGUGUUCGACAUUGAGGCAGAGGGGAGUUUGAGAGUCGGCGUCCAGUGUGAUGAAAUGACCGAGGAGGAUGGAAAUGAGAUGGAGAACAGCAUCGAGAUCGGCAGCAGCCACGGGCCCGGCACCUUCAAUAAGCCAGACAAGAGCAAACCGACGGAGGAGAGCACUGAGGCCGCAGAGAUGACAGAGAAUAGUGCUGAGUUGAACGACUGGGACGAUUUCUCGGAUCGCGACUUGAUUGAGGAUGAUGAGUCAACCGGAGAUGUGGAGGCAGCAGAUGAGGAGAGGGUAUCAGCAGAUGGCUCGGAGACAGCAGAGAGGCCCAAAUUCUGCUUCGAUCGACUCAUCACUGCCUUGGAGUCCGCAGCUUACCCUCGUGAGAAUCGAUCUGCCGGCGACACGGGGAAGGACUUGAUAAAGAAGGAGCCGGGAAUAGAGUCGUCGGAUCCAGAGGUCACGCUGUGGACCAGAAUGUCCAGGAAGCCUGUCGAACGUCCUCCACAGUGCCGACCUGAUUUGCCUGUUUUCCAGUACGCGAUAGAACAUGGCAGUGCGAGAAAAUGUGGCAGAGAUUGUAGCAUGUGGGAUGAGUGUGGCAUGCCGGGAGACUGUAGCGGCUGGGUAGAUUACAUGCUGAGACUGAGAGCUCGGUAUCCUUGGGAGGAAGGGCAGACCUCCGAGUGCCAGAAUGAAGCGUAUGAUAGAUGA
Molecule: messenger RNA, 1233 nt
Organism: Zymoseptoria tritici IPO323
Lineage: Eukaryota; Fungi; Ascomycota; Dothideomycetes; Mycosphaerellales; Mycosphaerellaceae
Exons: 4
Coding region: 1-1233 (410 amino acids)
Source: RefSeq, a predicted model, not a curated record